AAAUUACCGAAAAUCUUUGCGCCACCGCCGCUGUUGUGUCCGCUCCGAAAAUCUGUUCGAGUUACACAAAUUACACAGCCCUCCGUUCCUGCAUUAUGGUUCCGUCUUCCCCUAACUAAAGGUUUCACACCACUGCACUGCACGUCAGCCAAACUCAACUGAUGUUUUUAUUUUUUUAAAUUACUUUGAAUUGUAAGUUCUUGUGAUUAUUUUAAUGAAAUUACUAUAUGAUAUGAAUGAAGUGUAUUAAAAGGAAACUUCUGCUUUAGCGAAAUAUAUACAAACAAAGCAUCCAUUAUCCAGUCAUUAAUAAUUAUAUCUUCGUGUCUCCUUUACAGUGUUUUUCAUGGUUCAUGUUUUAUUUAUUUAUUUUUACAUUUUUACAUGGUUUAUGUUUUAGUUUUUCCACAUGACACGGAUGACAUCAGAUAUAUUGGCACGCCUCGGUCACGUGUUGGAGUAGCGAGCCAAUCCGGAGCGAGGACGGGAAACAGCUGACGCCGAGCAACAACAAGCAGCGUCGACUUCUACUGCAGGUGGUGCUAUGUAGUAGCCUCCAGUCCACAGCCCAAAACUCUGAGAGCAGCUGUCCGGUCGUGGCUAUUAUGCAAGACGCCUCCUUAACCAGCGCCUCGUUUCAAAAGAGGGACUCGCUGUGAGAUUUCAGGAGGGAGCCCGGAGCUCGUCGUCCACCCAGACCCACAAUGGCACCGUCCCUCAUCCGAGCUUGCCGCAGUCUGGCUCUCUCGACGUGGCUGCUGUCGUUUUGCUUCGUCCACUUGCUCUGUCUGGACUUCACGGUGGCGGAGAAGGAGGAGUGGUACACCGCCUUUGUCAACAUCACCUACCUGGACCCCGUCACGUCGGAGAUCAGGACGGAGAAAACCGAGUGCGGCCGAUACGGCGAACAGUCGCCCAAGAGAGAAGCCAGGGGUCUGGUCCUGGUUCCGUCCCACCUGCAAGACAGACAGGCGUGCGACCCCAACGUCAGGUUCUCCCCCGUCUCCGCAAACACCGCCUGGGUGGCCCUGGUGGCAGCGGGCAACUGCACGUACAAAGAGAAGAUCCGCAACGUUGCAAACCUCAACGCAUCUGCAGUUGUCAUAUACAACGUGGGCUCCGGCAGUCCCAACGACACCAUAACGAUGCCCCAUCCAGGAACAGGUGACGUUGUGGCCAUCAUGAUCCCGGAGCCCAAAGGUCGUGAGAUCGCGGCCUUGCUGGAGCGGAACGUCGUGGUCACGCUGCACAUCACCAUCGGAACGCGCAACCUGCAGAAGUACGUGAGCCGGACGUCGGUGGUGUUCGUCUCCAUCUCCUUCAUCGUGCUCAUGAUCAUCUCCCUGGCCUGGCUCGUCUUCUACUACAUCCAGAGGUUCCGCUACGCCAACGCGCGGGACCGCAACCAGCGGCGUCUUGGAGACGCGGCAAAAAAGGCCAUCAGCAAACUCCAAGUACGAACCAUUAAAAAAGGAGACAAGGAGACUGAGUCCGACUUUGACAACUGUGCAGUGUGCAUUGAAGGUUAUAAACCCAAUGACGUAGUGCGGGUGUUACCAUGCAGACACGUGUUCCACAAACACUGCGUCGACCCGUGGCUGCAGGACCACCGCACCUGCCCCAUGUGCAAAAUGAACAUCCUGAAAGCCUUGGGAAUCCCAGUCAGCGCCGACUGCUCGGACGACAUCCCUCCGGAUUACGAGAUGUCGGUCGGAGGCCCGCCCACCGACCCCAUCAGCGCGGCCAGUGAAAUCACGGUGAACGAGAGCUCGGUGGUGCUGGAUUCGGCCGGACGAGCGAUCGGCCUGCAGCAGCUGCCUCCUGACACGGAGCUGGCGCCUCAGGCCGGGGAGAGCUACGUCAUCUCCAGCAGUGACCACCAGCCUCCGCUCAGCAGCGACUCAGACACCUCGAUCAUCAUGGCCACUGAGGGCAUGUUCGAAGUGGACCUGUCCGCGGAGCAGGAACGCGACGGGGCCAAAUCCUGAGCCGAUCGCACCCGAGGGGAACAGGCGUCAAUCACAAGGGAAAUUAAGCGAGGGAGCAGCACAGAACGAUCAGGAGCUCCCAGAGAUUCAGCGCGUCAGCGGAGGAUGUGACCUCACUGAGGAUGAAAUGAGCAAAACGACCCGCGGCGGCACAAAGCCACCCAGAUAAACGGACCCGAGCCUCCGUGGCGUCCGUGGACACGUCGCUUGCUCAUUCAUGCAGUGGUCACAGCUCACCGUUUCUGGCCACCUGAUUCUUCACAUCAAAGCCUAACAUCCGAAAUACACAGAUUAAGAUAAUAGCGACCUUUAAUUAGUAUUAUGAAAAUGUGGAUUGUUGUAUUUGAUUCCUUUUUAGAAUGAGAUCACUGCCAACAUAUGUGAUUUGUCUUUAAGAUCAGUUGAGACAUGAAUGCACAGAUUUACUACACUAUUUGUGUUUCCCGCUGUUGUUGAGGGGGAAGAACCCAACAUGUGCUGGAUGUGCAGUGUCUGUCCUCACGUUUGACAAUCAGAAACUGCUGCCGAUUCACGAGUCCGCGCGGCCCACGCCGUUGGCCCUGCUUCCUGCUGGCUGUGGUGGUGGUGGUGGUGGUGGUGGUGGAACAGUCUGACGCGUGUGUGUCGCUGUGGUUUUUCGCGUGGCUGUUAACUGACCCUAAAACUGUGCAUGAUUCGAAGCUAAUCCAGUAACGCGAGGACGGACGGACGCUGUGGUAAAGCACUGCAUGGCCAAUAAAGUGGAGUUAGCCAGAGUUUUAUUAAUAGAUGCUGCGGGCGUGAAAACUGAGCUGUAUAAAAUGUUUACAGUUGCACAGUAACUUUUUUUUUUCUCUGUUUAUUCGCCACAAAGAGAUCCACACGCAGCAGAGUGGCCCCUGUUACGCCCUCAGUCAGGCAGAACUCACCUUUAGCGGAUCUCUACUAAAUGUUCCUCCUCAUGGUUCAGGCUGCACUGAGUCCCAGCCCGAGGCUUCAGUUAAAAACCUACAGGAAACCGGUUUAUUGACCUACAAAGGCACAGGAACAAGCACAAUCAUUUUGUCACUGGCAGCCAGAGGCUUGUAGCUUAUGAGACCAUUUGUGCGUCCAAAGAUAAUUAGUAACAUUUGUGGUGCCGUACAUUUAAACUGGUUCUGAUUGUUGUGAAAGGUGUGGGCAGACGUGGACAAAGACUUCAUGUGGAACAGAACUAGGACUCAAACCCCCGACAUGAUGACGACUGUUAAUCGCUGUUCAUAACAGUGAUUCUAGUGGAACAUUUCUCCUCUUCCUAUUGCGCGUUAGUUGAACACAGGAUCCAAUGCUGCGUCAGAGCUGUUUCCUCUCACAUUCCUGUAGAGCUGCACACUAAAGAAGCACAGACCCAGCUAGUGGAAUUUAACUGGCGGUUUUCUCCCGCGGUCAAUGUUUCCAUUAUGUCCUGCAGCCACCUGGGACACACACACACACACACACACACGCACACACACACACACACACACACACACACACACACACGUUAUGCAACACACACGUGUCCACACUCUCCUUGCUUGGGUUAAUCAUUGCAGGGUCAUUGGGCGCACAGGCAGAUGUUUCAGUUUCAUGGGAGCUCUGGCAUUAGUUCGCUGUAACUCGUUCCCGGCUGCAGCAGCUCGGUGCUCACAUUAUCCCACAUAAGCUAUAGUUCCGACGCCGAUGAAUCGUUUUGGUAGCAUUGCAGGAGAAUUCAUGAAUGUAUAUUUGUAUUGUUUCCUGAACGAGGUCAGAGCAGGAUGGAAAAGGAGGAAGAUUGCGAUUCCUACCAGCUUAAUGUAGAUUUAUAUUUGAGAGAUCUCUACCAGCCAAAUCUGGCCCCGACGCCUCUGCCUGCUUCUUCAGCUCACGUUAACAUAGCACAAGACAUGCGAUGAAUGGAGACGCUCAGCAGCGCCCAUCUGAGUUUAUCGUCUUCUCCAGCACCGCCUUGACUCCGUUUCUCCUUCACGUGUGUGUGUCUGACCGAGCGUUUGAGCCACGGUGAUGAAGCACAUCAGCUCCAGAUGCUUGAGUCUGGCUGCACUGCCUAACGGGACAAGCUGCUCUAAGUUGGACUAAGGCCUUGAUUUUACAUGGCAACUUGUGAUUAAGCUGCAAGUUGCUCGCUCAGAUUUGUCCGUUUACAGCGCUUUAAUAACAACUGUGUCAGAACUUUAAAGCCAAUUUAAAGCUUUUAAAUCGCACGCACAAAAAGCUGAGUGUGUCUUGAUAUGACCUUCAGUCUGUAUGUCAAAAACGAAAAAAAAAGAAUGUUUCCAAAUUUUACCAGCAACAUUCCAAAUUAUUGUUCUUUUAAAAUGAGACACGUUUCCCUGAAAGAACUUUGUAAUUUGGUACCUAGACACUUUCAUAUUUUAGGAAAAAUAAAAUGUCAUUAUUCAAAAAGCUUAAUUUAAAGUCCCGUUUGUUUGUACGUGAUUAAUCUUUUUACUUAUUACCUUGUUUAGUAUAUUUUACAAAUUGUCUCAUCGUUUUCAUUAUUGUGGCCACACAUUGAUGUUGCACAGAGAGCUGAGCUUGUGAAUACAUAUCACACUGGCAGGAAACUAAUAUUGAUUAACUUCCUGAAUAAACAGUCGUUCAAACCCUAUUACAAACUUUUCUCCUGAUUAAAAUUAUUCAGUAAUAAUAACCCUGUUAAUAUAAAGUUCUUUCAUGAUGUGACAUGAGGCCAUUUUCUCUGUCACACGCUCGCUCUGUAAACUGUCCUAUUUGCACUUUAUUCCUCCGGUGAAUGAGGAGCGGCUUUACUGAAUGACUUGAGCCUUUUUUAUGUGCUGCUUUCAGGGCAGAGGGCUACAGUUUUGAACAUGGCACACGUGUCAUUUGUUGCUUCAUGUGAAAUGUUGUGAUCUUUUAUCUGUUCUCUUGUGUAUGUGUGUUGGGGCGUAUCAAUAUAUUGUUCACUAUACCCAGCAGAAAUAACAGCAUCGCUAUUUUGUAUUAAACAACUCCGAUUAGUUCUGUCGCUUCCUUGUACCUUGAUGCACGUGUAUGAAUGUCCUUGAUUUUGGCAUAAUAAAUUUUACCCAGGUUUUUUUCAA
Betta splendens (Siamese fighting fish) is the source of this 5053-nucleotide messenger RNA. It is a transcript of the gene rnf150a, whose product is annotated as ring finger protein 150a. The transcript is spliced from 7 exons. The record is from RefSeq and is a predicted model, not a curated record. Lineage: Eukaryota; Metazoa; Chordata; Actinopteri; Anabantiformes; Osphronemidae. Bases 705 to 1988 code for a protein of 427 amino acids.